AUGUCUGGAGUUAUUUUUAAGGUAAUUCCAUGUAUGUUGUUGCUAUAUUUUUCACUCGGUCUCAUGCUUAAAAUACACCGAACAACCAUGAAGCGCAAAAUGCUAUUGAGGAAAAGCAGCUCAACAUGCUCAAAAAGACAGGGAAAUAAUCCGGAUCGUACGUCUGCCCUUCUACUCGCUAUUGUAUUAGUAUUUCUGAUUGCCGAGUUGCCACAAGGAAUUAUUGCAAUCCUGAAUGCCGUUUACACUACUCAUGUGCAUAUUUAUAUUUAUUUCAACCUUGGCGACAUUCUCGACCUGCUUUCAUUGCUCAAUUCAUCCAUCACUUUCAUCCUCUAUUGUAUCAUGUCUUCUAGGUUAAAGUACAGAGACACCUUCUGGACGGUGGUGCUACCGAAGCAUUUCCGAAGGCAUUUCUUUAAAGAAACGCUGGGAAUGUUUGCAGCAGAGACUCCUUCCGCGCACAUGCCGCUACAGCACGUUGCAACCAACAGCAGCAACAGUAUCAAACUACUGGAGUUAGCGGUUUUUCUUUCAUAG
Messenger RNA from Gongylonema pulchrum, 540 nucleotides. The record is from the annotation of a GenBank genome assembly. Lineage: Eukaryota; Metazoa; Nematoda; Chromadorea; Rhabditida; Gongylonematidae.